UCGAAAAGCUAUUAUUGCACGAAACCAAUUUACCAUCUUCCUCCGAAAACAUAGCGAAUGCUUCGAAAAGGGAGUCUUUUAUUCAAUAAUCAGAAAGGCCCUUUUCAAAUCAAUUACAAUCCGUCUUUCUGAAGAUGGUGCAAUUUGUAGGCACCGUUCGUCUUGCCCCUUCUUUCACCCUUUUCUGCUCUUACGGACUCCAAGUUUAUCGCAACAGCCCUGCAAUAUCAUUUUCUAGACAUGGGUGCUCUCCUUUUAAAAGUUUCUUUCACGCUUGCCUCAGUUCAUCUUCAAGAACAAUUUUUCUUAGAAGAAGAAGAAGACUAGCAGGAAGGAGAGCAGACAGUCCGAUCCUAUGUGGUGGUACUGGAUUACAGUCACCUGUGGGGGAAUCUGAAAUAAUAUUCAUGGGAACGGGAACUAGUGAAGGGAUUCCACGUGUGAGCUGUUUGACGAAUACUCUGAAGACAUGCCCAGUCUGCUCAAAAGCUGUGGAGCAGGGCAAUAAGAACAGGAGACUAAAUACAAGCAUCCUUCUCCGUCAUCCUUCACCCCAAGGAGAAUGUAACAUACUUAUAGAUGCUGGCAAGUUUUUUUACCACAGUGCUCUUCGAUGGUUUCCUUCCUUCGGGAUAAGAACAAUUGAUGCAGUUAUAAUUACUCAUUCUCAUGCUGAUGCAAUUGGAGGACUUGAUGACCUCCGCGAUUGGACAAACAAUGUUCAGCCCUCCAUUCCAAUUUAUGUGGCACGGCGUGAUUUUGAGGUGAUGAAGAAAACUCACUAUUAUUUGGUGGACACAAGUGUUAUUACACCUGGUGCUGCAGUUUCAGAGUUGCAGUUUAAUGUUAUAAAUGAGGAGCCAUUUGUUGUACAUAAUUUAAAGUUUACGCCAUUACCUGUGUGGCAUGGCCGUGGUUAUCGCUCCCUUGGUUUUCGUUUUGGCAAUGUUUGUUAUAUUAGUGAUGUCAGUGAAAUACCUGAAGAAACUUAUCCCCUCCUGAGGGACUGUGAUAUCCUGAUCCUGGAUGCCUUAAGGCCAGAUCGAUCAUCAUCAACUCAUUUUGGACUUCCUAGGGCUUUGGAAGAAGUACGGAAAAUCCAGCCAAGGAGAACACUUUUCACUGGUAUGAUGCAUUUGAUGGAUCAUGAAAAAGUGAAUGAAGAUCUUGCAAAGUUGAUGGAGACGGAGCGCCUCGAUGUACAACUGAGCUAUGAUGGGCUUCAUGUGCCAGUAAUGAUCUAGUCCUUCCAUUUUCAAUAUUUCCUGAUGACCUUCAUUUGUUUAAUUUUGAAUGACAAAAUGCCAAUCGGUUUUUCACGGCACGGCAUUCUGUCAUAUGACUGUUCUUUCUGGAAUUAAUUUUUUGUCCACAUGUGAUUAGUGGGCGUUUAACAUGCAAUGUAAGAGGUUUUAUUGGAAUUAAACUAGGAUGGGUGCCAUCUCCCACCUUCCUUUUAUAUGGUUAUUGGGACUGAAAGGCCACAUGUACUUCAACAAAUGCUAUUGGUACUUGGUAAAAUGUUUAAUCACAAAUGCUGUAGUGAAAGUUUUCUUA
Messenger RNA from Tripterygium wilfordii, 1557 nucleotides. Its product is annotated as putative hydrolase C777.06c. The record is from RefSeq and is a predicted model, not a curated record. Bases 135 to 1244 code for a protein of 369 amino acids. NCBI's taxonomy places the organism in Eukaryota, Viridiplantae, Streptophyta, Magnoliopsida, Celastrales, Celastraceae. The transcript has 13 exons.